Molecule: messenger RNA, 1605 nt
Organism: Trichoderma reesei QM6a
Lineage: Eukaryota; Fungi; Ascomycota; Sordariomycetes; Hypocreales; Hypocreaceae
Exons: 5
Coding region: 259-1605 (448 amino acids)
Biological process (GO): amino acid transmembrane transport
Cellular component (GO): membrane
Molecular function (GO): L-amino acid transmembrane transporter activity
Source: RefSeq, a predicted model, not a curated record
AUGGCGGCCAACGAUUCGCCAACCCAAUCCAAGAACGAGGCUGCGUUCGCUUCCAGUGAUAAUGGAGUCCAAGUUUCUGAGACGGAGUUCAAGGAGGAAGUGGGAGGCUUACAUUUCGACCAAUACCUUGCUGGCGGAAUGGGACGCCAUCUGGGCAUCUUCAGCACAACGUCUCUGAUUAUCGGACGAAUUAUCGGCACAGGGAUCUUUUCUACGCCUUCAUCGAUCGUUAAUGGGGUCGGAUCUUUGGGCGCCUCGAUGCUCCUGUGGGUGCUGGGGCUGCUGCUGUCCGUCUCGGGGCUCUGCGUCUGGCUUGAAUUUGCCUGCAUGAUUCCUCGAAGCGGUGGCGAGAAAGUAUAUCUUGAGGCAGCAUAUCGGCGACCGAAAAUGUUGAUCACGACCAUCUUUGCGGUCCAAGCAAUUGCUCUAGGCUUCACUGCGUCUGGCUGCAUUGUUUUUGCAUCCAAUAUUCUGGUAGCAGCAAACAGGACAGUCACGGAGUGGGCAGAGCGAGGCAUCGCCAUUGCGGUCAUCAUCUCGGUCACCGUCAUCCACACGUUUGUCCCGAAGCUCGGUGUUCAUGGCAUGAACUUCUUCACCAUCCUGAAGCUAAUCCUGCUCAUCUUCAUCGUUGUUACGGGAUGGGUGGUGCUUGGAGGUGGUGUUUCCAAAGUACCGGAUCCUCACGCGAGCUUUCACAAUGCGUUUGCUGGGUCCGCAAAGUCCGGCAACCCAUAUGCAACCGCAUUGUUCAAAGUGUUGAACUCAUACGCAGGCUGGUCUAACGCAAUGUAUGUGCUCAACGAGGUGAAGAACCCCGUUCGAACCAUCAAAAUUGCCGGUCCCCUUGGUCUUUCAACGUGCGGAGUUCUGUAUAUCCUCGCCAACGUCGCUUAUUUCUCUGCGGCGACACCUGCAGAAAUCGCAGCAAGCGGAACCACUGUAGCCUCCUUCUUCAUGAAGAAAGUGUUUGGUUCAGCCGCCCAGAGAGCUCUUAGUGUCCUCGUCGCUCUUUCAGCAUACGGCAACGUCUUGACAGUAACCUUUGCCCAGUCGCGAGUCAACCAGGAGCUUGCCAAGGAAGGCGUCAUUCCCUUUCCACGAUUCUGGGCUUCGUCAUGGCCCUUCGGUUCGCCAUCUGCCGGCUUAAUCCUACAUUUCAUUCCCUCCUUCAUCGUCAUUGUCGCCAUACCUUUCGGAGACGCCUACAACUUUAUUCUCGAUGUCGAAGGAUAUCCCGGGGCUGUCAUGAACUCUCUGGUAGUCGCGGGGCUAUUUUACCUCCGUUGGACGGAGCCAAAGGCACCAAGACCAUUCAAGGUCUGGCUGCCGGUCGCAGCGUUCUUCAUGCUAGGACAGGCGUUCCAGCUUGUGGCUCCAUUCUUGAAGCCCCCAGGAGGCAAAGGCGAUACCAGUCUGCCAUACUGGCUCUAUGCCAUUGUGGGUAUUUCCAUAUUGGCAGCGUCUGUUGUUUACUGGGCAGUCUGGUGGGUGGCAGCGCCCAAGCUGGGAAAAUAUUCGCUAGAGUCGCGAAACGAGCCUCUUGCAGAUGGGACGAAUGUGCUCGUGUAUCACCGCGUACCUACCGAGGAUAAAAGGGCGUAG